AUGACCCCUCCGCCGAAGAUCUUGCGUAAGAUCUUGCGUGGGUACCCCUUGCGCCCCGCGGCCACGCCCCAGAUACUGGACACAGUCCAGUAUCCAAGUAUACCUCUCCAAAGCGGAGUUCAGCAGGUUGCUCUGGAUAACAGCGGCCCCUCUAGGGCAACACCGACUAACGGGCCACACCCGCCUUCAUCGCGCUCCCUCCCGGAUGACCAGCCUCCCAUCGACCGCGUACAGGAUAGCGGCAGUACAGAGAGAAUAUUAGAAGGCCCUGUCGUGAGUAGCCCGGUUGAAGGAGAAGCAGGUGUGUCCGUACAUCCUCUCUCAAACACCCCCCCUCCCGGUAAUUGGCAUGUCGAUGCCGUACAUGGCGCGACGACACUCUGUCUCUAUCGGUUCUCAGUCGACUGA
This is a messenger RNA of Peniophora sp. CBMAI 1063, 408 nucleotides long. Lineage: Eukaryota; Fungi; Basidiomycota; Agaricomycetes; Russulales; Peniophoraceae. The record is from the annotation of a GenBank genome assembly.